AUGAAGAAACCACAGUUGGGCACGGCCGAUUAUCUGCAACUACUCUACGCGGCGUCCAAGGGAUUGGCGACACUGGCAUGGGCAGCAGCGACAGGAUGGGCUCGGGGCGACGAUUGCCCGAAGCAGUACCAGAAGCACAUCAUCUAUAGCUUCACGAGGACAAUCUUUAAUGCCAUUUCAGUGCGACAAGCUCAAGGAGUAGGCGAGACCACUGGAGAAGUAUACGAGGCCUUUUGUAAGAAACAAAAGAUCCAACCUGAGAUCGUCGACCUCGAAGAAGGAGGGCGCGCGCUCUCGCUUGGGCCAGCAAAUGCCACGAAAACUGUGCUUUGGUUUCACGGCGGAGGAUACAACCUCGCUGCAACACCUCCUCAUUUCGAAUUCUUCUGGAGUGUGAUCCAACAGGCCAAAGAAAAGGGCGUUGGCCUGCGUGUGGUGAUGCUCGAAUAUGAACUGGCUCCCCAUGGUGUAUAUCCAUUGCAACUCAAACAGGCUGUCGCUGCCUUGAAAUAUCUUCUGAACUCGGGUACAAAGCCUUCACAGAUCAUCAUUGGUGGUGAUUCAGCGGGAGGGAAUUUGACUGGUGGUGUCCUCGGGCACAUUUCUCAUCCCAAACCCGGUGUACCAGAGGUUGCAUUGUCUGGAAACUUGGGCGGUGCAUUAUUCGUCUCACCGUGGGUGACGUUUGACCAGAGUGCACCCGCGUUCAAGAAGAACUAUUACAGGGAUGGCCUGGGUCUCGAAGCCCUAAAGACGUGGAGUGAUAACUUCAUGGCCGGUGCCCAGCCGGACAACUACAACACACCCCUGGACGCUCCGGCGGAAUGGUGGAAAGGGAUCAAAGUGGGCGAUGGAGACGUCGCCAUCGUCGCCGGCGCAAAUGAGAUUCUGGUCGAUGACAUCCGUGAGUUCAAGGAUCACGUCAAGGUCAACAGUCCCAACCUGGAGUAUUUGGAGGCUGCCGAAGAGGGUCACGAUGGUUUUGUCAUGGAUCGAGCAUUUGGGUUGACGGCACCGUUGGCCAGUGAAGAUUUUUGCAAGAAAUGGAUUUUGGCAAAGCUGUAGUUACAAGUUUGUGAUGGGGGACGAGGGAUUCGUGGUCUAUUUUGUCUAUCUUUGCUCUAUAGCUACCUCGGGUUUCAUGAGGUGUUAGAAGGAGUCUGGUAUUUAUCAUCAGUAUCGAAGACAGUGAUUGUUUAGUUUCCUCAG
This is a messenger RNA of Exophiala oligosperma, 1209 nucleotides long. RefSeq lists its product as uncharacterized. The transcript is spliced from 6 exons. Gene Ontology annotation, molecular function: hydrolase activity. The record is from RefSeq and is a predicted model, not a curated record. NCBI's taxonomy places the organism in Eukaryota, Fungi, Ascomycota, Eurotiomycetes, Chaetothyriales, Herpotrichiellaceae. The coding region runs from base 1 to 1065 and encodes 354 amino acids.